This is a messenger RNA of Dentiscutata heterogama, 136 nucleotides long. NCBI's taxonomy places the organism in Eukaryota, Fungi, Glomeromycota, Glomeromycetes, Diversisporales, Gigasporaceae. The record is from the annotation of a GenBank genome assembly.
UCAUCUCACAAAUCGAACAUAAUAGAUGGAGCUAAAGAGGAUCCAGACUCAGCUGAGUCUCUCCUUCAAGAGACUAAUACCCAUUUAGCAGAGCAGGUUUCGAAAGCAUCCAGUAAGACUAAUAAAGUGAUUGAAG